This is a messenger RNA of Clarias gariepinus (North African catfish), 2151 nucleotides long. It is a transcript of the gene plekha2, whose product is annotated as pleckstrin homology domain containing A2. The record is from RefSeq and is a predicted model, not a curated record. Gene Ontology annotation, molecular function: PDZ domain binding. Gene Ontology annotation, cellular component: membrane; cytoplasm. The coding region runs from base 442 to 1614 and encodes 390 amino acids. Lineage: Eukaryota; Metazoa; Chordata; Actinopteri; Siluriformes; Clariidae. The transcript is spliced from 12 exons.
CUUGUCCAUAAACUUUUCAAUCAUAUAGAGAAAGCCCGUCUAAAAUCUGCGUUGCAAUAUUUAUUACACGUUGUUAGAUUGUUGUCCAAGUCGCUAAUUCAGUUGUACGAUGUGUGUGUGUAUAUCCAUGUGGAGUUAUGUUGUGUUCUCAGGUUGUGGCACUGCUUGUGUUCCUCUUUCUGCGUAGAAACGAAGAUCACACACACACACACACACACGUACACACAAACCGGAUGCGCGGUUUUGGUUUUAACUCAACGGCAGUCAACCCGGAAAAAGCCAUGUCACUGCUAUCAUGUGCUAACGCUAACUCUUCGGGUCUUGCUCCAAAACUCGUCUUCUGUCCUCAGGACCAUGAUAUUCAGCUGCGCUCGCGACUUGUAACAGUGUAGCAAGAGGAUCCAGGACUAUACGGACCUGGGCACAACCAUUCUAUAGGACAUGCCUUACCUGGACAGACACAACCGCAUCUGUGGAUUCCUGGACAUAGAGGAAAAUGAGAACAGCUGCAAGUUUUAUCGGCGGUACUUCAUCCUGGACACGGCGCGUAACUCUCUCCUCUGGUACAUGGACAAUCCACAGAAUCUCCCAGAAGGUGCAGAUCCUGUUGGAAGUUUAAGGCUGAGUUACAUUUCAAAGAUCAGCGAAGUGUCUGCCAAACAGAAGCCGAAGACCGAGUUCUGCUUUGUGGUGAACGCUUUGUCUCGGCGGUACUUCCUGCAAGCUAACGAUGCUGUGGACUUAAAAGAGUGGGUCAUCGCUUUGAAUAACGCCACUAAAAUUACAGUUCCCAAAAACCCAUUACCGGUUACUCAGAGUGCAGAGCCCGGCCCUGUGACGAGCCACACUCAGCCAGUUGCUCGGCUGGCCUACAAAACUGAGAUCGUGGGAGGCGUGGUGGUCCAAACACCGGUCCAGCAGAACGAAUCUGACGACGUGUUUAUUAAUGAAGUGGCUCCACACGUGACUCUGAGAAGAUGCCAGAGUUUACGGCCCAACAUUCUGAGAUCAGGCUUCUGCGUCAAACAAGGGAACGUGAGAAAAAGCUGGAAAAGAAGAUUUUUUAUUUUAGACGACCAGACUGUGAGUUACUAUAAAAACGAAACGGAUAAAGACCCGUUACGCAGUAUUCGACUGAGGGACAUUCAGAAGGUUCACGAGUGCCUGGUAAAAUCAGGGGAACUGCUGUCCCGUGACAACCUUUUUGAGAUCAUCACAAACGCAAGAACCUUCUACAUUCAGGCAGAUACACCUGAAGAAAUGAACGGUUGGAUAAGGGACAUUUCAUCAAAAAUUCAAGAUUUUAGAGGACCACCGAAGUCUCUCCGACAGAGCUAUCGCUUCGGCUCCAGCCAGACAAAACCACCCCUGAUAAAGUCCUGCUCCACGGCGCAGUCCUGGCAGCCCUGGACCCCUGUCCCAAAGAAACCGACUCAUUCGGCUGACGAAGAUAUUAGAGAUAGCCCUUUCUCCUCGCUGCCCUCUCUCUCCGACGCACGGGAUGGCUCGGACUCCAGGAUACGCCAGAGACACCACUCUCAGCCUCAACAAUCCGCCACAGAACCACACUUCGUCAUGGACACGGACAUGCACAUCCGCACCUCUGAUGUCUGAAUCUGUUUUCUGCUAUCUCUGCUCACCAGCUCACUUUGUUGUAUUAUGUUAUCGUUAAUCUUUUAUUUGAGCUCUUUUUUUUCUUCUUCUUCUUCUUCUUCUUCCUCUCCAAAUGAAGGCCUUGGAAUUUCACCUACCAUGCAAAUGCUUUUAGAUAUAAAAUAAGUGGGAUAGGAAACAGUGAACAAGGCUGUGAGAUCCUCAUCGAUGGGACUGUACAGGGUAAAAUAUUUUUACGAAAGGUGCUGAAAGAAGGAGCCAUAUUUUUUUUCGUGUGUAAGCAGAAAAGAAAAAAAAAGUUAUAAGACAGUCUGUAUAGGCUUUUGUGAAUAUUGAGUAUUUUACAUUUAUGAGUGACCACAUACUUGUCUUUGCGCCACAAUUUAUGAUUUAUGGUAUACACUUGAAAGUAUUAUGGAUGUUGACAGGUUUGUUUGUUUUUUUUAUUGUACUUUUUAAGUGUGCAUAAAAUGCUGCUGCGCUAAAUAAUUGAAAUAAAAUAUGAAUUGGGAGAACUUUCCCUGUGCGUUUCGGACA